Colletotrichum destructivum is the source of this 986-nucleotide messenger RNA. RefSeq names its product Putative transport protein particle (TRAPP) component. The transcript has 4 exons. Lineage: Eukaryota; Fungi; Ascomycota; Sordariomycetes; Glomerellales; Glomerellaceae. Bases 337 to 915 code for a protein of 192 amino acids. Gene Ontology annotation, cellular component: cis-Golgi network membrane; cytosol; TRAPP complex. Gene Ontology annotation, biological process: endoplasmic reticulum to Golgi vesicle-mediated transport; intra-Golgi vesicle-mediated transport. The record is from RefSeq and is a predicted model, not a curated record.
CUGCUCUUUCCUCAUCCAUAGACCCUUGCUGAACUUCUGCCCUCCCAAACACUCGCCAGCGGUAAAUGGUCCAACAUCGAAGCCCAACUUAUUGCGACAACAGCCAACCAACAGCAAACUCGACUCCUCGAACCUUCAUUGAUUAAGGUGCCCACGGCAAUUUUGGUACCGCCGCCAAGACGACGACAUAGACGGCCAACACAAAACGGUAACGACGUGGUUGCGACCAACAAGAAACCAAGCGUCAGGGUUCUCUCCAAUUCCGCCACACUCGCUCGAUACCAGCACAGAGGCUAUCAAGCUUGGUAGCAGACCUCGACGGCUGGCACUACAACCAUGGCCGCAAAUAAGGCAACCCGCUUGGGCGAGGAGAUCUGGAAGACUCGGAUAGACAAAGUCAACGCCGAGCUCGUCACCCUUACUUACGGAACGAUCGUUGCACAACUAUGCAAGGACUACGACAGCGAUUAUGCCGAGGUUAACAAGCAGCUGGACAAGAUGGGGUACAACAUCGGCCUCCGUCUCAUUGAGGACUAUUUGGCCAAAUCCAACACGAUGAAGAGAUGCGCAAACUUUCGCGAGACAGCAGACAUGAUUGCCAGGGUCGGCUUCAAAAUCUUCCUUAAUAUCACACCGCAAGUGACGAAUUGGACGACAGACAACAAGCAGUUCUCGCUUGUCUUUGAUGAGAAUCCUCUGGCUGACUUUGUCGAGCUGCCCGACGAUGAGCGAGCCCAGGAUGAGCUGUGGUAUUCUAAUAUAUUUUGCGGCGUGCUGCGAGGAGCAUUGGAGAUGGUGCAGAUGCAAGUGGAGGCGCAUUUCAUCAGCGACGUCCUCCGGGGCCAUGACACGACAGAAAUGAGGGUGUCAUUAGUGCGGUACAUUGAUGACGAACUCCCGCCGGAAGAUGAUUGAGCAGAAUCGCGGGUUUUUUUUUGGUUUUGUUUUUUUUGCAGCGCAGCGCUGUUCUUCGCUAUGAAAUGGAG